Ascochyta rabiei is the source of this 636-nucleotide messenger RNA. RefSeq lists its product as uncharacterized. The record is from RefSeq and is a predicted model, not a curated record. The coding region runs from base 1 to 636 and encodes 211 amino acids. Lineage: Eukaryota; Fungi; Ascomycota; Dothideomycetes; Pleosporales; Didymellaceae. The transcript has 2 exons.
AUGGAGAAUCCGGUCAAGGAGAUCGCGGGUGUAAUCCAUUUGCUCACACAAUCUCCACCUUCGACUCAGCGGCAGACCAUUGAGACGUACUUCACGCCCAAUGCCUCUUUCACACACCCAUUCUGUCGCACUGGGAAAUGGCCGAAUUCAAGAUGGCUGAUCGCGGCAAUCUAUCGGUGGUAUAAGAUCAUGAGCCCAAGUAUAGACAUCACGGUGCAAAGCGUCGCAUUUGACGAAUCGAAUUCCAUCCUCUAUGUGUCCAUCUUUCAGAUCUUCCGAAUCUGGCUCAUACCCUUCUACUACGCUCCAGUCUUCCUGACCUCGGUCAUCAAACUCGAGUACAAUGACGAUGAUGAGAAGUACUACAUCAAAUCGCAGGACGAUCUCUACGCAGUAGACCAGUGGAUACGGUUCAUUGCGCCAGGAGGCUGGAUACUCGUGCACUUGUGGCAGUUCUGGGCGACGUUCUUCUGUGUUAUCGGCGCUACUGUACUGCACCCAAUCACUCUCUUGGAGGAGCGUUCCAAUCAAGAGGGAAGCGAGGUCGAGUGGCAAAGGAAGAGAAAGCAGUUUGGACAAUUGGACGGCAUGAGGGCAGAAGAGCUGUUGCAGAGAACUGAGCUCAAGGGAAAAUAA